AACUCACUUCGUCUGAAACAUAGCAGCUGAAUGACAAGCCAUGGAGAUCCAAAGCGCGCUUGAAGUGUCAGAGCUUGCCGAGUUGCACAAGGAGUCCUGCGUUGUUCACCACGUGGAGCUCGAAGUGCUGGGCUUCGCUGGUCGCUUCCUGCUCCCGGUGCCGGAAGAGAUGACAGGACGCGAGCUGCGACGACUCCUGGGCGAGCGAUGUUUGCCGCAAGGGGGUGCCGCGAUGUCGGUGCUCCUGAGAAGCGAGAAAGUGGAGUUAAACAAGACCUUGAAGGAGCAAGGCCUGCUUGCAGGCACCAGGGCUCAAGUGUGCUACGCUUACAGGCCGGUGCAGUUCUUGCAGGCUUGGCGCUUCCUACAGGGCUUUCAGGUAGAGGAUGAAGAGUUCGCAUUGGAGGGUCUGCUACACCUGGAGGAUGUUCAUGGAAUGCUCCAGGUGAAGAACCUCCCAUGUAACUUGCAAAGCUUGAUCUUCAGCCCCGAUUUUGCAGAACCUUUGGAGGAAGUGAGCUUGCCAAAGAGUUUGGUAAGCCUGACGUUUGGGUCAACCUUCAAUCAGAGCUUGGAAGGGGUUUCUCUACCAAAGAGCUUACGCAGCCUUUCCUUUGGCAAUGCUUUCAAUCAGAGUUUGGAGAGAGUGACCUUGCCGGAGGGUCUGGAAAGUUUAGCAUUUGGCAAUGAGUUCAAGAAAGGCCAUUGGGACAGCUUCACCUUGCCAAAGGGCUUGAAAAGCCUGACUGCUGGUGCUAGAUUCAACAGGCCUUUAGAGGAAAUCUCUUGGCCCAGCAGCUUGGAGAAUCUCACUCUUGGCACGACCUUUAACCAAGAUGUGCGAGGAGCAAUCUUUCCCAACAACCUCCGUGGUCUAACCUUUGGCAUCAGGUUCAACCGUAGUUUAGCAGGAGUUGCUUGGCCUGAGACUUUGGAAAGCUUGACGCUUGGGAAGGGCUUUGAUCAGAGUUUGGAGGAGGUCACCUUUCCCAGCAGACUCCAAAAUCUAAUUUUUGGCACCUCCUUCAAUCAAAGCUUGGAACGAGUGACCUUGCCGAGCAACCUGCGCAGUUUAGCUUUUGACUACGAUUUCAAUCAAAGCUUGGAAGGAGUCAAUCUGCCCAGCAAGCUGCAAAGCAUUGUUUUGGGACGGAGGUUUACGGAUUCUUUUGGCAAAGUAAUGCUGCCCAAAAGCCUCCUGAGUCUUACCUUGGCUGGCAACUUCAACGAGAAGCUGAGAGAUCUCACCUUGCCAAGGACACUGCAGAGCUUGACAUUUGAAUGGGGCAGCAACUGGAGUCUGGAAGGGACUGCGUGGCCAAGCUGUUUGCAGAGCUUGACACUGGGCUCAUCCUUCAACCAGAGUUUAGAGUCCAUGAAGCUUCCAGAGAGCCUUCGAAGUUUGUCCCUGGGCCCAAGCUUCAACUCACCUUUGGAGUCAUCUUCUCUUCCAAAGAAUCUGCGGAGCCUGUGCUUCGGCUAUGCCUUCAACCAACGUUUGGAGGGAGUGCUUUGGCCAGAUGAUUUGGAAAGCCUAACUUUCGGCAACAAUUUCAACCAGAGCUUGGAUGGUGUCCUUCUUCCAAGUGGCCUUCGUUGUCUCAGUUUCGGUGCUGCCUUCCGACAAAGCUUGGAGCAAGUUGCUCUACCGAGUGGCCUUGAACGGUUGACUCUAAGUGCCAAAACAGAGGUUGGGAAUCUUCAACUGCCCCAAAGCUUGCUGAAGUUCGAAUGUGGCCCAGUGCGGCUAAGCGCAGCUCCCAUCUGACGAAAUCCAGGAAAUCGGCUCACACUCUGACCAAACAAGAAUCAGAAGGAUUUGCACUUAAUAUAUCCACAUGUGGUCGUUGUCUACAUUCAGUGCCACCAACUUGUGAUCGCCAAAGCUUUUUCGGCGAUCAGUUGAAACCCACAGCUGAGGUGAGACAGCCUUUGCCAGAAGGGGGCAAGACUAUCACCAUGAAACACUGGUGUUCACUCACCAUUGCACCAAGCACUAGUAUGAGCACGACCGGAAGCUUGUCCACGUUAUCUUCUUCUGCGGUCUCGUUAUGAGCAAGCAAGCCGCCACUUUCUGCAGGAAAGCCAUGGACAAUCCACUCAUGAGCUCCUGCGGUACGAGCCCAGCCUGGAAUUGUUGAAAAAGACAUAAAUCCUGGUGGAUUUAACAACACAACAUGCCAGGACCCUCCAAGGGGUGUCUAUUUAUAGCCCCUUAGCUGUUAAGGGGUGUCCAUUAACCACCCCUUGGGGGUCCUGGUGAUUUCACUUACUUAGGUGGCUUAAGGAGAAGGAAGGACUUCUCCAUGAAUGAUCGAUUUCUUUCUGGAAUGUCGGUAGCGCGGACUUGGCUGCAAAGACUUGGUCGCACGCACUCAGG
Molecule: messenger RNA, 2380 nt
Organism: Durusdinium trenchii
Lineage: Eukaryota; Dinophyceae; Suessiales; Symbiodiniaceae
Source: the annotation of a GenBank genome assembly